Molecule: messenger RNA, 8141 nt
Organism: Dunckerocampus dactyliophorus (ringed pipefish)
Lineage: Eukaryota; Metazoa; Chordata; Actinopteri; Syngnathiformes; Syngnathidae
Gene: adgrb1a
Product: adhesion G protein-coupled receptor B1a
Exons: 31
Coding region: 549-5165 (1538 amino acids)
Biological process (GO): cell surface receptor signaling pathway; negative regulation of angiogenesis; adenylate cyclase-activating G protein-coupled receptor signaling pathway
Cellular component (GO): postsynaptic density; dendrite; plasma membrane
Molecular function (GO): G protein-coupled receptor activity
Source: RefSeq, a predicted model, not a curated record
AUAAGGAAUCCGGUUGUUGCUGUGAGCAGAGAGGAGGCACAGACAAACCAAAGCCGCCAGCUGGACAGGGGACGGCGGCUCCAGGGAUGAGCGCAAGCCGGUAAAACCUUCACAACUCACAUGGAAGAUUGUGGAAACUCUCGGAAUUAAAACAAAAUGUGUGAAAACUAGCACAUUACGUAUUAAUGGAUAUUCUGUAAAUACAUUCAAAGGGGAAGAAGGAACAGAAUAAGGAUCAACAGCGAGUAAAGUCGCUUUAUUUGAUCACAAACGGACAGUCCGAACAACUCAUUUGGGAUUUCAACAAAUUAAGCAUUUCUGGAUUCUGUGGAGCUAUCCUGGGAGUUAUUGUCAUGGCUUUUUUAAAAUCGUGGAAUUAGUGUCCGGUGACUUACUCCAGGUGCCAGGAAAAGACUUGGUCAGCAACCGAAGUCAUGUGCCAAUUUGUGGAUCUUUGAGAGCAAACUCCUUCACAUUAUUUUACCUCUCACGCCUCCUUGCUCUUCAACACAGAGACAAAUCUGCAUUAUCCUGGUUACCUUGAAACCAUGUCAAGCAUUGUUUUUCAACUGGCAAGAUGGCCGCUUGGAGGGGUGAUCCGGUAUUUUUUCCCACUGCUAUUGAUGGGAGAGUGGUGCCACGCAUCUCCCGCAGCGCCAGAGUCAGACUCCUGUUCUAAAUUGGUACAAAGCCGCUUCUUUGGCUUCUUCCUGUCAUCAUCAGUAUUCCCCAGUGUGCCUUGCUCCUGGACCCUGCAGAAUCCUGAUCCCCGCCGUUACACCAUCUUCAUCAAGGUGACAAAACCUACCGAGGACUGUAUGCCAUCACAGCUCCGUACCUUCCAAUACGACUCCUUCCUGGAGACAACACGUACCUACCUAGGAAUUGAGAGCUUUGACGAGGUUGUAAGGCUAUGCGACACCUCUGCCCCGAUGGCCUUUUUAGAGGCUGGAAAGCAGUUUGUCCAAAUGACGAAGGGUCCUCACCAGAAAGAUGCAGCCAGUACCAGUGACGGUGGAAAUUUCAAAGUAGAGUACCUGGUUGUUGGAAAACGUAACCCCAGCAUGGCAGCCUGUCAGAUGCUCUGCCAGUGGCUGGAGGACUGCUUAGCACCCAGCACUUCGAGCAGGCCGUGUGGCAUUAUGCAGAUGCCGUGUACAUGUCGGCUGCCACCACCACGACAUAGCGAGGGCAACGGCUGUUACCACAAUGGAGUUUACCUGGAUAACUGUUUCACCAGCGUAAAAGAAAGUGGAAACGCUACUGAAAUAAAUGUCUUCGGUAAAGGCCUGCAUGUUUCCCGCAGUCAGUCACUUCGUUCAGUGGACAGUCGCAAGCGUGAUGACGUUGAAAAGUCCCACAGUGGACAGCAGAACCCUCAGCCAGUAGACUCAGCCUCAGGUGAGGAGUGGUCAGCAUGGAGUGUGUGUUCUGCCACAUGUGGGGAGGGCUGGCAGAGUCGCACUCGUUUCUGUGUGUCCUCCUCCUACAGCACGCAGUGUAGUGGGCCACUGCAAGAGCAGAGAACUUGCAACCCUGCUGUUUGUCCAGUGGCUGGCGCUUGGGAUGAAUGGUCUCCAUGGAGCUUAUGUUCGUCAACCUGUGGCAGAGGUUAUAGGUCCCGAACACGAACCUGCACCCCUCCCCAGUUUGGAGGAGAUCCUUGUGAGGGUCCAGAGAAACAGACCAAAUUCUGUAACAUAGCCGUCUGUCCAGUAGAUGGAGUGUGGAAUGAGUGGUCGAGUUGGAGCUCCUGCUCAGCCUCCUGCUCUAAUGGGACCAUGCAGCGGACAAGGGAGUGUAAUGGCCCCUCAUAUGGCGGUUCAGAAUGCAGAGGAGAGUGGCUGGAGACUGUUGACUGCUUCCUCGGGGAAUGCCCUGUGGAUGGUAGGUGGCAGCCAUGGUCUUUGUGGUCAAGUUGUUCCAAGACUUGCGGUGGUGGUAGCCAGCAGAGAAACAGAAUAUGUUAUGGGCCCUUUUUUGGAGGGCAGACAUGCCCUGCAGAACGAGAGGAGAUCCGACACUGUAAUGAAAAAAGAUGCCCUGAACCUCAUGAAAUAUGUGGCGAAGACAACUAUUCCAACGUUGUUUGGAAGAUGACUCCUGCUGGAGAUACAGCAGCCGUACGAUGUCCUCCUAAUGCAAUGGGGCUUAUUCUCCGUCACUGCACGCUUGACGAGGAGGGCAUUGCAUACUGGGAGAAUCCGACCUAUAUGAAGUGUAUUUCCAAUGAUUAUCGCAGCAUACAGACUUUGACACGAGAUCAUUUGUCCAAAGCACAGCGAGGCCUUGUGGGAGACGGAGUCUCGGAAGUGAUGACUAAACUGAGAGUGACUUCCAGUGACGGCACCAGCUACAGUGGGGAUUUGCUGGCAAUUAUAGACGUGCUGAAGAACAUGACUGAAAUCUUCAGGAGAGCAUACUACAGUCCCAGCAGCGCAGACAUGAGGAACUUUGUGCAGUCAGUCAGCAAUUUGCUAAUGGAAGAGAACAGGGAACGAUGGGAAGAAGCACAACUGCUGGGUCCAAAUGUCAAAGAGCUGUUCCGCCUGAUUGAGGACUUUGUGGAUGUCAUCGGUCUGAGAAUGAAAGACUUUCAGGACAUGUAUGAAGUGACUGAUAACCUAGUUCUGAGCAUCCACAAGCGUCCAAUGCUGGGUAACGCAGACAUCAGUUUCCCCAUGAAGGGCUGGAGGGGCAUGGUGGAUUGGGCCCGCAACUCAGAGGACAAAGUCACCAUUCCAAAACACAUCCUGUUAACGGGAAAGCCAGAUGCAGAUGACACCUCAACAUUUGUAACAGGAAUAGUUCUGUACAGAAACCUGGGAAACCUUCUGAAUUUCCAGAGAAACAGCACAGUUCUCAACUCCAAGAUUGUAUCAGUCACCAUCAAACCCACCCCUGCGUCCCUCUCUGCUCCAGUUACAGUUGAAUUCUCUCACUUGUACAACGGCACCACAAACCAGACCUGUAUAUCCUGGGAUGAAAGUGAGAGCUCCUCUCUGCUGGGAUCCUGGUCUGCUCGGGUCUGCAAAGCCGUGCUCGUCGAUUCAUUCAGAAGCAAAUGCAUGUGUGACAGACUGUCCACCUUCGCCAUUUUAGCACGGCUUAAUCCCGAAAUGAACAUGGAUAAGACACAGCUCCCGUCUGUGACAAUGAUAGUGGGCUGUGGAGUGUCUUCACUAACAUUGUUGCUGCUCAUCAUCAUCUAUGUGUCUGUCUGGAGGUACAUUAGGUCUGAACGCUCAGUCAUCCUAAUCAACUUCUGCCUCUCAAUCAUUUCCUCCAAUGCCCUUAUUCUCAUUGGACAGACCCAAACACGGAAUAAGGUUUUAUGCACCAUAAUUGCUGCAUUCCUUCAUUUCUUUUUUCUAUCAUCAUUCUGCUGGGUCCUGACGGAGGCAUGGCAGUCAUACAUGGCAGUGACAGGUCGCCUAAGGAAUCGGAUCAUACGCAAGCGUUUUCUCUGUCUUGGCUGGGGUCUCCCUGCACUUGUUGUUGCAAUCUCAGUGGGCUUCACCAAGGCAAAGGGCUACGGAACACCCAGCUACUGCUGGUUGUCUUUGGAAGGAGGUCUUCUCUAUGCAUUUGUUGGACCCGCUGCCACUGUUGUCUUGGUUAACAUGGUUAUUGGGAUUCUCGUUUUUAACAAACUGGUGUCCAAAGACGGCAUUACUGAUAUGAAACUAAAGGAGAGGGCGGGUCAGAUGACAGUGCCACUGUACAAUAUGACGCUCAAAUGUGCCAAGUGUGGAGUUAUCUCGUCGGCUGACGUAUCCACCACAGCUACCAGUAACGCCAUGGCUUCACUGUGGAGCUCCUGUGUGGUUUUGCCCCUUCUGGCUCUCACGUGGAUGUCAGCUGUCCUCGCCAUCACUGACCGGCGCUCUGCAUUAUUCCAGAUUCUUUUUGCUGUCUUUGACUCUCUGGAAGGCUUUGUCAUUGUUAUGGUGCACUGCAUCCUGCGACGAGAGGUCCAGGAGGCAGUAAAGUGUCGUGUGGUAGAUCGUCAGGAAGAUGGUAAUGGGGAUUCAGGUGGAUCUUUCCAGAAUGGCCAUGCUCAGCUUGUGACUGACUUUGAGAAAGAUGUUGAUAUGGCUUGCAGAUCAGGUACUGUGAAGCCCUCAUCCGUCCACGGAGAGGAAAAGACUUCUUCUGGAACUCUCACCCUUCAGAAGGGAUCAAAUUUCAACACCAUGCCAGCGAGUAUGGCCAAAGUCCACCUCCAGAAUAUGGCGGACUACACCAGCCACACACUGACUCUGCGCAGGGAGAAAGGUACCACCAAAGGAAUCAGCACUGAGUUGCCAGGUGCCAAAUCCAUUUACAUUUGUGACAGCGAGCUCUUUAAGCAGCUGGAUGGAGAGGUUCCUCGAGGGAAUGGAGAGGGAAGCAGCUAUGAGGGCACUGGCAAGUCCUCAGGGUUAGUUCUUUUACCUACCAACAACACGGGCACCCUAAAGCCAGCCAAGAGCAAAGACGAGCAACCAACUAAGUAUAACAUCAAUGUUGAGCAGCUGCCUCAGACACGGCUCAUCCAUUUGGCUAACCCUGUCAGUGGCGAGCCAGUACCUGGCUUUGGACUGAAGAGCCUGCCUGCUGACCAGGUCAGUGUGUCAUGCUCAGAGAGAGACUCGCCUGUGCACAACCUACAAAACAUGCCAAGAGACUCGCAGGUGGCCAACAGCCCAUGUGAUGGAGCAGAGUCCGGAAACUCUGUUGUGAUGACCAAGAGUGAGACUGUUUCUACACUAUCAAUGAGCUCCCUGGAGAGGCGAAAAUCACGCUAUGCAGAGCUUGACUUUGAGAAGAUAAUGCACACCCGGAAACGCCACCAGGACAUGUUUCAGGACCUGAACAGGAAGAUUCACAGUGCAGACAAGGAUAGAGAUUCUCCACCUGUUGAUGCCAAUGCUACCAAAAGAUGGAGUGUGUCCUCUGCCAGCAGCGACAAGACCAACAUAAGCGAUAAGCAGCAGACCCCAAGUAAGAGGGUGUGGGAAGGCAUAAAAAAGACCCACUCCCCCCCGUCCUGGGUCAGGAAGGACCUGGUGACGGCGGCGACGGCCUCCCCUCUGGAGAUGCAGGCAGUGGAGUGGGAGAAGACAAGUGCAACCAUUCCUUUGGUGGGCCAGGAGAUCAUGGACCUGCAGACGGAGGUGUGAUAAACCAUAUUUCCUCAGCUUGCUUUUCACUUCGCUCUUGGACAAACAAGCAACAUGCCACAUGUACUGUUCAGCUCUGGAUGGAGUGCAUUGCAAAUACAGGGAGAAAGGAAAGUGAAAAGUCAAACUGGCUCCAGAGAACUGGUAUCAUGAUGUCUCUUUGUAUGUCAUUUCAUAUCACGUUCGGAUCGUCUUUUUAUCAGACAUGUACUGUCUCCCUGAAUAUGGACAUGCAUACCAAACUGUCUCACGGUGGGACGGUUGCCAAAGUAGGAGAUUCAGCUACUCCUUGUGUAUCAUACAUGAAAGUAAUGACCUGUUGUCUAGUAUGUAUGUAAUGGUUGUAAUGUAAUUAGUCAUGUAUCUUUUUCUUUUAUUUUUGGGUUCAAAGUGUUACUGCAUCUCCGUUGCACUCGCUCCUUCUCCGAAGUGAUGUUUUACAUGGCUCAAGUUUUUCAGUUUUUCAGUGAUGGAAUGAAAACUCGACAACAGUUUGAGGAGGCAGACUGCCAAGAAUCCACCGCUGUGCCCCUUAAUGCAAUCCCCUCCCCUUCACACCUCCCCCACAUCCUUUUGGCUCCUGUGCUUUAUCCACCCUGGCAAGGCAGGCACCUGGGAGACAAGUGAAGGGGGAAAGAGGAUGAAAAAAAAAAAAAUCACCAUGAGCCAAAAUGGCACGUUACGAUCUAAUUGGGUCUCAACCUCAAUGCCACCCACAGAACGACUUUGCGGCUGCAUCCAGACAGCCGUCAGCACAUCCAAGUACUUGCUAUUUCUUCAUUUGUUGAUAUUUACAGUACAUGAACAAGCAGGCGUGGUUCAAGCUAAUAAGAAAUGAGUGUGUUUGUGUUAGGCAAUGAAAGAUGGGUAUGUGAGUGGAUCUCUAAAUAUAUACAGUAUAUGUCAUGAUGAUACAUGCAAGGAAGAGUAGACUAAAGAACAAUGGUUGCAAAGAAAGCACAAGGCUCAUUUGGAGUCGUGAUGUACAGCAUUGUAAUUAUUUCACAGAGUUCUACAGAAUGGAUUUUAGCCUUUAAAUGUCUUUCAUACUGUGCUUGGGGAAUAGUUGUCAUCAUCACUACAAAUAUGAACAGAGACCUACCCUUCCCUCUCCUACCUUGUCUUUUCAGGAUACUGGACUACAUGUGUGUUCUGUAUCACAAUGUAAUCGUGCGUGUUUUUAUAUCACCGCCAUUUACUCUUUUGGAGCUCUACCUUUAAGACGCUGUCCCGUUGUCCCCACUCCUCUGCCCCAUCACAAGCUGCGCCCCAGCCUGCCACACACAGCCCUCCCACACGUCCUUACUUGCCUUUUGAUUUGACCUGGGGUUGCCUGUUUUUAAUGUACAGUUUUCAGAGCACACAAUGAAUGUGUCUUAUUUCUAUUAAAAACAUAUCUAUAUACGAAAACAAAAGCAGUCAUGCAUGAUUUAUUGCUGUGGUUUUAUAAAUACGGGGUCAUUGCCAUACCUAUUAAUCCUCCAACCGUAAAAAAACAACUGUAUUUUGCUCUUCUUUCCAGGCGCCCGUUUUGAUAGUUUCCCAUAUUUUAACUUUCAUGGCUUACACCUUUGGUGACUACUUAUGCAAGUCAACAACAAUACCUGUGAAAAUUUCAUUUGCGCUACCUAAUGUAUUAAAAAUGAAAUAUCCAAAUAAUUGUCUACAUUUUCAAAUGCAAAUGUUGACAGGUAUGGUCAUUGUCUUGCAUAAAAGUCUUCACCCCCUUUUCACUCCAAAAUUUAGGACGUUUUUCCUCAAAAUUCAGCACACAAUGGGCUACCCCAUAAUGACAGAAUGGGAAAUUCAUUCAUGUUAUCUAAUGUAUUGAAAAUGAAAUAUCCAACUAUCUCGUGAUCACGUGUAUAAAUAUUCACCAUUUUUGCAAUGACUCUUAAAAUUAAUCUCAGGUGGAUCCUCUUUCUGGAAUUUAAAGUCGAAACCUGCACUACCAAUCAAAAGUUUGGGGUUGCAAAUGUCUGAAUAAUGUAUGUACAGUAUAAAGAAAAACACAUUCCCAUGCAAUUCACAAUUAGUUAAUCAGAUAAUGUCAAAAAAUGACCGCUUUUGGCAAAAAGACCCAUUAUCAGAUGAUGCGCUACACUGCUGAUGGGAUGUCAUACAACAUGCCAUAUAAUCCGAACUAUCCCUUUAAGAUUUGAGUAGGUCAGUCUAGUUUCACUCUUUACUUCUACCUCUUCCCUUCAUUGUUGUCCACCACUGCACCCAAUAUGAGUCAACUUUAAUAUUUAGUUGUCACUGUCAAACAAUAUCAACAUUAACUAUUCAGCAUCAAAUAAAUAGAAUUUUUUUGCUAACAAAUUAGAGAAACAGUAACAAGUAGACACUCAUAUCACAAAAUUAACACCUAAUUGAAUUACUACUAUUACUACUAAUAUGUGUGACUGUUUCAAUGCAGUAUUAUCGUUGUGGUUGUUGAUAUUAUUUUGUCCUCUCCAUCUCUAUGGCCGUCACAGACAUUUGCUGAUGUAGUCUUUUUUGUUUGUGUUGUUUUGUUACUGCUGUUACAAUUGUUGUUGCUGCUGUUGUUCUUGUCUCUCUCUGUAUAGUCCCCGUCUGGUCCCCGUACUCCCCCAUUCUGUUUUCUUUUCUCUUCUUCUCUCUCCCCUCCUGCUCCGGUCCAUCCGCUCCAAAUGUGCAUAUCAACAAAAUAUCAAAUAAGGUCAAAUAAAUUCUGUAUAACAGGGGAAGCCUGUUCCCUGGCAGGGCAAAUAUGUUGAGCACGUAAGGGCAUUUAGAUCAACAAAUCUGCCCUAAUGGCUGGACAGGACAAAAAAAAACACCUAAGUCACACUGUACACAGACUAUAUGAAGGUACGUUGCAGAGGAGGAAGCUACGCUGCUUAGUUAUCACUGUCUAUGUCAUAGAUGCAUAUCCUUUGUUCAAGGAUACUGUCUCUAUCCUUGUUGAUGGUGUAUGAUGAUGAUGAUGGCUCGGAGUGGUCAUGCAGCCAA